AUGACGUCCAACUGCUGUGUCACUAAUAGUUCACCGGCCUCCAUCAAGGGCUGCCCCCGACCCUCCUCAGUUUGCUCCAGCAGUAUGAGUUGCCGGCCUGAGCUAUGUCUGGGUUAUGUCUGCCAGCCCAUCGCAUGCAUGCCUUCUGCCUGCAUGCCAACCACGUACCGGCCAUCCAGCUGUCUCUCCAAGACCUACCUGUCUAGCUCUUGUCGGCUUAGCAGCUGCCGACCAAACAGUGGCAUCUCCAGCUCCAUGGGUACCUGUGGUUGGUAUUGUGAAGGUGCCUUCAAUGGUAAUGAGAAGGAGACCAUGCAGUUCCUGAACGACCGCCUAGCCAACUACCUGGAGAAGGUGCGCCAGCUGGAGCGGGAAAAUGCAGAGCUGGAGGGCAAGAUCCAAGAGACCUGUCAGUCUCAGGUGCCCACCUUGUGUCCAGACUACCAAUCCUACUUCCGAACCAUCGAGGAACUCCAGCAGAAGGUUCUGUGCACCAAGGCAGAGAAUGCCAGGAUGGUUGUGCACAUUGAUAAUGCCAAGCUGGCUGCGGACGACUUCAGGACAAAGUACGAGACAGAGCUGUCCAUACGGCAGCUGGUGGAGGCCGACAUCAACGGCCUACGCAGGAUCCUGGAUGAACUGACCCUGUGCAAGGCCGACCUGGAGAUGCAGGUGGAGUCUCUGAAGGAGGAGCUGCUGUGUCUGAAGAAGAACCACGAGGAGGAAGUCAGUGCCCUUCGAUGUCAGCUUGGGGACCGCCUUAACAUUGAGGUGGAUGCUGUGCCCCCAGUGGACCUGAACAAGAUGCUGGAAGAGAUGCGAUGUCAGUAUGAGACUGUGGUGGAGACCAACCGCAGGGAUGUGGAAGAAUGGUUCAACACACAGAUGGAGGAGCUUAACCAGCAGGUGGCCACGAGCUCUGAGCAGCUUCAGAGCUACCAGUCGGAUAUCAUUGAUUUGAGGCGGACGGUCAACACACUGGAGAUUGAGAUGCAGGCUCAGCAUAGCCUGAGGGACUCCCUGGAAAACACGCUGACGGAGACGGAGGCGCGCUACAGCUCUCAGCUGGCCCAGAUGCAGUGCAUGAUCACCAACGUGGAGGCCCAGUUGGCUGACAUCCGCUGUGACCUGGAGCGUCAGAACCAGGAGUACAAAGUGCUGCUGGAUGUCAAGGCACGGCUGGAGUGUGAGAUCAACACGUACCGAGGCCUGCUGGAGAGCGAGGACUGCAAGUUACCCUGUCACCCAUGCUCCACUCCUUCCUGCCCACCCUGUGCCCCCCGCACAGUCUGUGUGCCCCGCACUGUCUGUGGACCUGGUCCUCAAGGCCGAUACUGA
Messenger RNA from Chrysochloris asiatica (Cape golden mole), 1338 nucleotides. RefSeq names its product keratin 32 (gene KRT32). The record is from RefSeq and is a predicted model, not a curated record. Gene Ontology annotation, molecular function: structural molecule activity. The coding region runs from base 1 to 1338 and encodes 445 amino acids. The transcript has 7 exons. NCBI's taxonomy places the organism in Eukaryota, Metazoa, Chordata, Mammalia, Afrosoricida, Chrysochloridae.